AUGGAGCUGGGAUUCAACUGCUCUGAGCUCUGUGAUGGCAGCUCCGGUUUUGGCAGCCAGGAGCAGCAGCAGCGGGCGCUGCAGGAGCUCUGCACUGUCACGGUGACAUCUGACCGCAGUGGGAAGAGCUCCCCGUCCUUCUCUGCUGCUCUCCUGGGAGUUGUGUGGACGUUCCUGACCGGAGGAGUCCUGCUAGCGCUCUUCUUUCUUGUCUUUACAAUUCGUUUCAGGAAAAACAGGAUCGUGAAGAUGUCCAGCCCCAAUCUGAACAUUGUGACCCUGCUGGGCAGUGGCUUGACUUACACUAGUGCUUACCUCUUUGGGAUUCCAGAGCAGAGCCUGCCAUCUGGAGACUUGGAAAAGCUUAUUCAGGUGCGGCUCUGCCUGCUGUGCGUGGGGACCUCCCUGGUGUUUGGCCCCAUCCUGGGGAAAAGCUGGCGGCUCUACAAGGUGUUCACCCAGCGGGUGCCGGACAAGCGGGUGAUUAUCAAAGACCUGCAGUUGCUGGCGAUGGUGGCAGCGUUGGUGCUGGCGGAUGCCGUGUUGCUGUUGACAUGGGUAUUCUCUGAUCCAGUCCAGUGCUUCCGAAGCCUCAGCGUCUCACUGCGGGCGACAGAGAAAGGCAUGAGCUGCUCGGUGAGCCGGGUGCAGUCCUGUGCAUCUCUUUAUUCUGAUCUUUGGCUCGUUCUCAUUUUAGGGUUUAAGAGUAUCCUCCUGCUGUAUGGGACCUACUUGGCCGGUCUGACCGACAAUGUCAGCUCCCCGCCAGUCAACCAGUCCUUGACGCUCAUUGUCGGGGUCAACCUCGUUUUCCUGGCUGCUGGCACUGUCUGCUUAGUCCACCGUUUCUUCCGGACUUGGCACAACUUGCUGUUUGGUUUUACCUCUGGAGGCAUCUUCGUGUGUACAACCACAAUCAACUGCUUCAUCUUUGUCCCACAGCUCAAGCAGUGGAAAGCCUUUGAAGAAGAAAGCCAAACCGUGAGCCACAUGGCAAAAUAUUUCACCAGCCCGAGCAGGAGCUGCCGCUCGGUGUACAGUGAGGAGCAGCUCUACCAGCUGAUAGGGGAGAAAAACUCCAUGAAGCGGCUGCUCACCGAGAAAAAUGCCGUGAUUGAAAGCCUGCAGGAGCAAGUGAGCAGCGCCAAGGAGAAGCUGAUGAGGCUGAUGUCUGCGGAGAGCAGCUGCAACCCCCAUGCACCUCCGGCAGCUCCCUGCACCCGGAGUGCGGGGCAGCGUGGGGAUGCGCUGGGGGACCGCUGCCCCCCAGAUCCGGAGCGGGAUGGGUGGCAGCCUCCCCGCUUGCUGGGUACAUCACCUCUUUGCAGUGAUGCUCAGGACCUCCAGAAAGAUGUGAGCCAUGAGCCUGUUUGCUCUCGGACACUGCUUUUUGACAUGGGGGACGGCCUUGAACGUGGCCUGAAAGACACCCAGGAGCACGGGAUGCCUGCGGGGCAAGGGCAGCCUCCAGAGCAGCUGCCAGGCCAGGACAUCUCAGCUGGCGUGGCCUGGGAGUCGUCCCCCAAAGUCAGCUACGUCAGCAGUGAGAAGCUGCGGGAAAUCUUGCAGGAGCUGAGCCUGGAUGGCAAAACCUACAGCUCGGCCUUACCUGGCGGGACCUCACACGGCAGCCAGGGCCCCCCAGGCGAGCAGGGAGGAGCAUGGGGAGCCCAGGAGGGCUACCUGGGCAUCCACACGCCCCUCAGCCCCUGCCUGGCAAGGCGGCGGCGGAGGAUCCUGCUAACCCCUGCCUCCACCCGCUUCCCCGGGCACCUGUCCCCCCGUGCUGGCCGUGGGGUGAAGGAGGCGGGCAGCUGGGGCCGUGGGGAGUUGGCACAUAUCUCCCUGGGGAGGGAAGGGGAGAUGGCUGGCGGAGGGCUCCUUCACCCACCAGCACCGUCCCCUCCAGCCAUCCCUGGGGAGGGCUGCUUAGAGCCAGAGGGAUGGCCGGGAUGGCCGGAGUCCCAGGGUGCUUCCCUGUGCAUCCCGUGGGAGCAGCGGCAGCAGGGUGCCCCGAGGGGACCCGCUGAGGCCUCCCUGCGCUCACUGUACUAUUACCCGGACUCCGACUCCAGCAGCAGCAGCUCCGAGGAGAUAUUUCACGGCUGCCACCGGCCCUGCUGCAAGGUCUGCUUCCAGAGCCCGCGCGGCUCCCUGGCCAGCAGUAGCACGGACACGGACACAGAGCCCAGCAGGCACACGGGCCACCGGACAGAGCACCACAGCGGCCUCCAGCCCGUAGUGAAUUUCAAAGAAGAUCUGAAGCCCACCUUUGUGUGA
This is a messenger RNA of Nipponia nippon (crested ibis), 2280 nucleotides long. NCBI's taxonomy places the organism in Eukaryota, Metazoa, Chordata, Aves, Pelecaniformes, Threskiornithidae. The record is from RefSeq and is a predicted model, not a curated record.